AUGAAUAACAAUAUAUCGACAACAACUAUCGAUCCAGCUGCAGCUAGACUAAAUGCUGCUCGUAUUGGGAUACAACACAUUGGUCAACCAAUUCUUCUUACACUUGGUAUGAUUGGAUGCAUAUUAAAUAUUGCAAUUUUUCGUCGUUCUUCAAUGCGCAUAAAUUCAUGUGCUAUUUAUUUUCAUGCAAGUUCAUGGGCUAAUUUAUUUUGUUUAACAUGGGGACUGUUUAUUAGUAUGCUUGCUUCUUUUACUAACAAUAAUCCACUAACAUAUAAUUCGGCAUAUUGUAAAAUUCGUUAUUAUAUACUUACUGGUUCUCAAUUGUCAAGUAGAGCAUGUGUUGUCCUAGCAUGUCUAGAUCGUUUUUUACUGUGCUCACAAUCAGUUCGACAACGAUUAUUUUGUCGAGCAAGUGUAGCAAUUAAAGUUAUAUCGAUAACUAUUUUCAGUUGUGCUUGUUUAUCAAUCUAUGUAUUGAUAGUUUAUGAUUCGUUUCCUCAACAACGUCUAUGUGUUCCUAGUUCGGCAGCAGGAAGAAUAAUUGAUACUACAGUCUUAUUCUUAUUCAAUUUUGGAACUCCAGCUUUGUUAAUGAGUACAUUAAGCGGCAUGAUUAUAUGGCGAUUGAAGCAAAAUGCAAAACGGAUUGGCCAUCAAAGAGUUCACGUACGCAAAAGAGACCUUCAACUCUCAGCUAUGCUUAUAGGACAGGUGGCUUUGUACAUUACAACGGCACUUCCAUUUGUUAGCAAUUUUGUCUAUACGGCAGUAACACAAUAUGUUCCAUCAUCAAGUAAAUCGGCAUAUCGUAUUGCAGCAGAAACUUUAGCUUUAACAGCAACGGGAAGUUUUGGUACCUUUAUAUUCAAUGCGUUAACGUUUUAUGUUUACACAUUGGCAGCACCAAGUUUCCGUCGUGAACUAUUUGCAUUGAUCGUUUCGAGACGAUGGAUGAAUUACUUUCAACCAACAGAACAACUUCAACUGUCCCUAAAUAAUCGAAUCAAUCCAUCACGUCGAGAUGGUAAAUCGAUCAAUUCUCAAGUUUAA
Rotaria sp. Silwood1 is the source of this 1053-nucleotide messenger RNA. Lineage: Eukaryota; Metazoa; Rotifera; Eurotatoria; Philodinida; Philodinidae. The record is from the annotation of a GenBank genome assembly.